AUGCACCGAAUAACGCUCAAAGGUCUAACACAGCGCGUGAUUGCGAGGAAUGUCGAGGGCAGUGAGGUCGCUUCGAAGCAGCCUGAUUCGAGAAGGCACUUUCGAAGCUGGUUCGGAAAGCAACUGCGAGAGUUAUGCAGGAACACGGCCCUCCACGGGUACAGCCAGAUCGUGCGUGAGGGUUACAACGUGACGGAACGUACCGUCUGGUUGCUGGCCGUUUUAUCUUCGACCAUCGUCGCCAUCACGCUGCUUGCGAUCUCGUGGUCCUGGAGCGUGGAAACUCCAACCGUUACGGUGACGGAAUCGACGAAUUACCCAAGCUGGAAUCUCCCCUUUCCGGCCGUUACUGUAUGCAAUAUGAACAAAAUCUCCGCUUCGGCUGCGCUCAACCGUGCCCAGACGAUGCGACGCCCUGCAAACGUGUCAGCAGCACAGCUGUCGGACCUGUUUCGAUUGUUCCUGCACGUGACCGGACUCGGGCAGACCGAUCCCGACCGGUAUCGGAUGCUGCACGACACCAUGCUCGAGAACAAUCUGGAAAUACCACAGCUGAUGGGUGAAUUUGCGCCACCCUGUGGGACUCUACUCGAGCGGUGUCUCUGGAAAGGCACCCAGUGGAGGUGUGACAACCUGUUCCAGGUGGUCAACACCACCGAGGGGUUGUGCUGUUCGUUCAACUACUACGGGCUGCUGAAGGAUAACUACCCGAAAAAGAUCACGGUCAGUGUACCCCGCGAACCAAGGCGUGUUAUGGCGAGUGGCUUUCAGACGGGCCUCUCGAUACUACUGCAACCAUCGGUGGAGGACUAUCACUCGACGGAUGUGGCCGCGUACGGGUUUAAGCUGUUGAUCCACGGUUCGUACGACUACCCGGAUAACGAUGCCGAGAUCAAGCUCAUCCUAGCGGGCACGGAGUCCUUUGUGACGCUUAAACCAACGGCGACUUAUGCCACUCGAGAUGCUCUCGGUGUUGAACCGACCGUUCGGAACUGUUUCGAUAGGAGUGAGCGUGUUCUGACGGUGUUACAGCGUUACUCGUACGUCAAUUGUAUGGUUGAGUGCCGAGCGGCGACUAUCCACGCCCGGUGUGGUUGUGUACCGUAUCAUCUGCCCAACAACGGAUCCCUGCGAAAUUGUGAGGUUCGGGAUAUGGAGUGUUUGAUGCGUUUACGAGACCUCUACCAGGCGGCUGUACCGACUGUAAACGCCUCCGUGGAACGGUUGUCUGAGCGUCGGAUCGUACCUCCUUGUGGGUGUUUGCCAGGAUGUGACAAGAUCCAGUACCCGUCGGAAAUGGUGACGAGUGCGAUGAGUCGGAACUACUCCUAUAACGCGCUGUCGUUCUUUAAGGAUAUCAAGCUCCGGAACCACAGUCUGGUGCACAUCUACUUUGCGGAUCUGACGGCAACGCACUUCCGGAUGGACAUUUAUCAGGACUCGCUGGGCGUUUUAGCAUCGUUUGGUGGUAUUUUGGGGCUGUUUCUGGGAUUCAGCAUUAUAACCGGUUUUGAAAUGGUGUACUUCUUCACGAUUCGACUGCUGUUCGAUGCGUGCACUCGACGUAGCAAACGUUCUGGUUGA
Messenger RNA from Anopheles nili, 1584 nucleotides. Its product is annotated as sodium channel protein Nach-like. The transcript has 4 exons. Bases 1 to 1584 code for a protein of 527 amino acids. Gene Ontology annotation, molecular function: ligand-gated sodium channel activity. The record is from RefSeq and is a predicted model, not a curated record. NCBI's taxonomy places the organism in Eukaryota, Metazoa, Arthropoda, Insecta, Diptera, Culicidae. Gene Ontology annotation, cellular component: membrane. Gene Ontology annotation, biological process: sodium ion transmembrane transport.